UUGACCGAAGACAUGAAACCAUCUUCUCCUAUAAAUGGCUCCCAACCUGCUGUCCUCUGUGCAUAAUCAGAUUCAUUCUCCUCUUCGUUGUUUAGGGCUCUCAAUCCCUUGCAAAAGGGUUCAUCCCACCUUUCCUUCAUUCCCAUCAAAUUUCCUACCUUUCCUUUGCAUUUCCCCUUUCCUAUUGAAGAACCUCCCUCUCCCUCUCUCUCUCUCUGAAAAUGAAGUUUGUUGGGGAGAAGAGAUUUGCUUUAUUCUUAGCAGGUAGAGAUUCUGAUCAUGUGAAGAAAGUGUAUGGUGGGUACUACAAUGUGUUUGUUGAUGCAUUUGGAGAAGAAGGAGAGCAGUGGGACUUGUUUAGGGUGGUAGAUGGAGAGUUUCCAGACAAAGAAGAGCUUCACAAGUAUCAUGGGUUUGUGAUUAGUGGGAGCCCUUCUGAUGCUCAUGGAAAUGAUCCCUGGAUCUUGAAACUCUGCUUGUUGUUGCAGAAUCUGUAUGCCAUGGAGAAGGAAGUGCUUGGAAUAUGUUUUGGCCACCAAGUGUUGUGCAGAGCUUUGGGUGGGAAGGUAGGGAGGUCUUAUACUGGUUGGGAUAUUGGGUUGAGGAAAGUAAAGCUGAUGCAGGAUUUGCAAGCACAUACUGUUUUUGGUUGCUUAACAGAAAUCCCAACAUUCCUUUCCAUCAUCCAGUGUCAUCAAGAUGAGGUAUGGGAGAUCCCUGCUGGAGCUGAGUUGAUUGCCUCCUCAGAUAAGACAAGAAUAGAGAUGUUCACUCUUGGAGACCAUAUAUUAGGCAUUCAAGGUCACCCAGAAUACACCAAAGACAUUCUAUAUGACAUCAUUGAUCGUCUUGUCAAAAACAACAAGAUAGAGAAAGAGUUCGCUGAAGACACAAAAUCAAGACUUGAGGUGGCUGAACCAGAUAGGAAGACAUGGGAGAAGAUUUGCAGGAACUUUCUCAGGGGAAGAUAGAUCUUAUUACCCGCAUCAUUGGGUUUGUAGUAAUCCUUUUGAAUUUCAUGCAAGAGAUUGUAAACAAGUCGUUUACUCUUUUUCAAGGACAAAUAACAAGCAACAAUGUUGGCUUA
Nelumbo nucifera (sacred lotus) is the source of this 1087-nucleotide messenger RNA. RefSeq names its product gamma-glutamyl peptidase 5-like. Gene Ontology annotation, cellular component: cytosol. NCBI's taxonomy places the organism in Eukaryota, Viridiplantae, Streptophyta, Magnoliopsida, Proteales, Nelumbonaceae. The record is from RefSeq and is a predicted model, not a curated record.